This is a messenger RNA of Puntigrus tetrazona (Sumatra barb), 3306 nucleotides long. RefSeq names its product guanine nucleotide binding protein (G protein), beta polypeptide 4b (gene gnb4b). Gene Ontology annotation, cellular component: cytoplasm; heterotrimeric G-protein complex. Gene Ontology annotation, molecular function: protein binding; signaling receptor complex adaptor activity. NCBI's taxonomy places the organism in Eukaryota, Metazoa, Chordata, Actinopteri, Cypriniformes, Cyprinidae. Gene Ontology annotation, biological process: G protein-coupled receptor signaling pathway. The record is from RefSeq and is a predicted model, not a curated record. The transcript is spliced from 10 exons. The coding region runs from base 232 to 1254 and encodes 340 amino acids.
CCCUUAUGGGUGUGGUGAAGAGAUUGCUGGCGAAAAAUCGCCUCAGUUUGCGCGAGGGCUGCGCGGCCCUUUAAACGUGUUUAAAAUCGACUUCUAAUUAAACCGUGUCGCUUUGAAAUUCAUCCGGGGCGUAUAACGACAUGCGAGGAAUCUGAAAGAAGCGGAUUUUGCCCAAACCAGCCCGAUCAGGUCCAGCGCGUUGUCGUCUCGGGUGCCGGUCAAACAGGAACAAUGAGUGAGUUGGAGCAGUUGCGACAGGAAGCAGAGCAGCUUCGCAACCAGAUCCGGGAUGCUAGAAAAGCCUGCAGUGACUCCACACUAUCGCAGAUGACGGCGAGCCUGGACUCAGUGGGACGGAUACAGAUGAGAACGAGGCGCACGCUCAGAGGUCAUCUCGCCAAAAUCUACGCCAUGCACUGGGGCAGCGACUCCAGGUUACUUGUCAGUGCCUCCCAAGAUGGCAAACUGAUCAUAUGGGAUGGUUAUACGACCAACAAGAUGCACGCCAUUCCCCUGCGCUCCUCCUGGGUCAUGACCUGUGCCUACGCCCCGUCGGGGAACUACGUGGCCUGCGGAGGCCUGGACAACAUCUGCUCCACCUACAGCCUUAAAACCCGCGAGGGCAACGUCAGGGUCAACCGAGAACUGGCUGGACAUACGGGCUAUCUGUCUUGCUGUCGUUUUCUUGAUGACAAUCAGAUCAUCACCAGCUCUGGUGACACCACAUGUGCAUUGUGGGACAUUGAGACGGGCCAGCAGGCCAACACUUACACGGGACACACGGGCGACGUCAUGAGUCUGUCGGUCAGUCCUGAUUUAAAGACGUUCGUGUCAGGAGCCUGCGACGCUCCGGCCAAGCUGUGGGACAUCAGAGCCGGGAUGUGCAGGCAGUCCUUCACCGGCCACGUCUCGGAUAUAAAUGCCGUCUGCUUCUUUCCGAAUGGAAAUGCCUUCACGACGGGUUCAGACGACGCCACCUGCAGGCUGUUUGAUCUGCGAGCCGAUCAGGAGCUCAUGAUGUAUUCUCACGACAACAUCAUCUGUGGUAUCACCUCCGUGGCCUUCUCCAAGAGUGGACGCCUCCUGCUGGCCGGAUACGACGACUUCAAUUGUAAUGUUUGGGACACUUUAAAAGGCGAACGUGCAGGUGUCUUGGCUGGUCAUGACAACCGAGUGAGCUGUUUAGGAGUACCUGACGAUGGAAUGGCUGUGGCCACGGGAUCAUGGGACAGUUUCCUUCGGAUCUGGAACUGAGAGCGUCACUUUAAAAUCUGCGGCUCUCGUUUCCUUCGGUCCAGUUCCCACGUCUUUCCACAGCAGCUCCUCUGUAUUCCAGUUAUUACACAUGAUUUUCAGUAAGUAGAUGAAUCCCGCGGAGAAGCCCAUCGUCUCUGCCAGCCACAGGAAUAAUAAGAGAUUAUUAAAGUGUCAUUGUGUAAUAUGUAAAUAUACAUGUAUAUGAAUAUAGAUAUGGUAUAUAUGUACAGCAUUAUGUGUAUGUAUAUACCAUAUAGUAUAUACAUACAUAGUGUUCAUGUAUAUAUUUUUCUAGUUGAUCAUUGGCCCAUGACAUUUUUAUUAAUCUUUCACUUUUUGUUUUUGUUUAUUUGUUGUACAUAGAAAACAACGCUAAACUAGAUGGAUUAUUGCAAACAGUCUGUAUUACAAAACGUUUGUGGAAUUUUUUUUUGGACUUUUUUGUGCAUUGGAAAACAAAAGCCUAAAACACGUUAAUUAAUUUUAAUUAUUUUUUUUUAAUGCAGAUGAAAACCCGAACUUUCUUUUUCUUCGUUUCCCCUCACGCCACUAAAUCAGUCAUUGUUUAUUGGUGCUCGAGUGUGUUCAGAAAGAAGGCACUGAAUUUUUCUGCAGCCUUGAAGAUCGAAUGUUUAAUUUCGAAGCGCUUUGACGCCUCGUUUGGCUUUCGAUGAUGAAACCCAUAAUCGACCUGCUCUCGAUCUUCAGCCUUCAGUACUAGCGAUCGCAGUGUGACUAACCCUAGUGUAUAAAUCCCUAUUCUUGGUGCUUACGAAGAAAUCUGUGCUUCGAACGAAUUCAUAACACUCGCCUUUUUCUAUUUUCUAUUUUAUUUUUUAAUUUAGUAAUGGCCGCAAACCCUCCACUUAAAUUUAGUCGUCGCAGUGUUACACGAAUGCAUCGUCUUGAACAGUAUAAAUAUUUUUAUUGGUGUUAAUUCAUUUGAAUGCCGAGACUGUUAGCUUUUUUUAAAACAACCUCAGUUUCAGCACGUAAAUGUGUGCAAACAGGUGGACAUUAAGAACACUACCUGGUGAGGAUAGUUCAACCGCUAAAAAGUCACUAUAUUAGGCAUUUUUUUAUUAUGGAUCAAAAAACGUAGACCAGAGCGAUGAAGCCGUUUACUCAUUUCCGCCAUAUUUAAGUGCCAUCGGUUCUGACAGUAUAUGCCUGUGUUUGCGGCGGGUUGCCAGAUUGAUGCCUGUCAGUAACCGCCUUAAAACGGUAAUAUUUGUGCCAUUUGUUAACGCUUUUAACACGUCAUGUAACUGUGAAAAGCAUUUAAAAUCUCUCUUUUACUUUGCCUUUUUGUAUAAAAGGGAAUCGGAAAGCAGCUUGAAGUCAUUUUCUUUUUUCUGUAAGAAGUCCUUUUUCAGUGUGAAGAUGCUUGUUAGCAUAAAUAAAAUUAAAAGAAAAACCCUUUCGCCGCUCCAUAAAGGAACUGAUUUUAGUUUUGCUGAAUGUUAUGAUGAUUAACUGUGAAAAGGGAUGUCUUUUGGUAAUAACGUCUCACUUUUAAACAGGAAUUAUGCUGGUAUUAUUAGUAUCGGUUAGUUUUAAGUCAGAUUUCUGGUGUUGGUACUGUAGAGGUUGAGAGAUUUGCCAAUCAGUGAUUCUUUUUGUGGUUGUUUUUUAUGAUCAUGUUGAAGAUUUGAGCGCUUGGUUCUGGAUCGGCUGAAAUGCUGAUGUAGUCUUUAAUGAAAACCUCGGAUGACGUGUUUUAUUUUUUAUUAUUUUUUUUUCCAGACCACUCAAACUUGGCAACAAAAGAACAUAUUUUAGUAUUACAGUACAUGUUGAAACCCAAUGUUUUAAGUAUUCAUAAUAUACUUUCGGCUCAAUUUGUAAGCUUCAUAAUCUUUUCUUUUUCUUUCUUUUGAGCCGAUAAAACCAGGAGUGUGGUGCCUUGUGUGCUUUCACAGUGCCAUAUUUUCAAAUAAUCAUUUUUAAUAACAUUUUGUUUCUCAACUUUUUCGUAUUUGUAAAGUAACCUGGUGAUAAUUCUGCCAUACACUGAUAUUGUAACCAAUAAAAAGACUUUUAACCACA